CAAGAAGCUAAGGCAUUAGAAUAUGUGUAAAUAGAUAAGUUCGAACGCAUAAGCUUAUUUCUGUCGAUGACGUCAUAAAACAGAGAGUCUCCAUACCACGGAAUUCCAAUGGAGUGGAGUUGUGUCCCGGUAGGCAGGGAAAUUUUUGGGUGAUGAUGAAAUUUUCUAUUGUUUGUGGAAUUCCGUAGAAUAGUUUUUUUGGGGAAACCUGAAGUGGGUCCCCAGAAAAAUCGUCAUAAUCCUGGUUGGAGAGGUCUCGGUACUUGACAAAAUAACCCACCAUGCUGUGUACGCCAGAAAAAGAGGGGCCGAUUCUUGCCAAGCGACGUUGAGAUCUCGGCUUGCGCUUUCAUGCUUCCGCAACGGAAGAAAAUAGUAAACCACCAUCUUCCAAGUACUUUCCAAGCUCUCGGGUGUUCCAUUCCAUAGACAUGCCCACUCCUCCGCAAACAAAUAAAGCCCCCUUUGCCUAAAAACAAUGGAUUCUCCAGGAAUAUAAUCCGCUUUUCACAGGUAAGAUCUGCGACCCAAGAUGGUCAGAACAGUAUAUAUAAAGUGCCGCGUUCGAAAAACAACUCUAUAAUCUCGGUUUACAGAAUGUCUUCCGAAAAACUCUCUGACUCUCCUCAUGAGAACGGCCUCUUUGCCUCCACCAGUGAGGACGGCACCGGUCUGGCUGAGCCAGUUGAUCAAAACGUUCUUUCGCAAUAUAGCGAGGAAGAGGUGAUGAAUCUCGGACGCGCCUACGCGAGACAAAACGACCUUGAUGAGGAACUUUUUGCGCACGCUGCUGCCAUUGCCAGAAGCCCUUCCAAGUUCAACUCCAUGGACUUCCUCACUGAAGAGGAAAAAAAGGCUCUGUACGACGAGAUCCAUCACCCGUGGAAAUUGCCGAAAACCCUCUACUGGCUUGUCUCCACGGCCUCCAUGGCCGCAUGUGUGCAGGGAAUGGAUGAAACCGUGAUUAACGGUGCCAACCUUUACUAUCCUGGGAAACUCGGCAUUGGAAGCGGCUCCGACCACGACACUUGGCUCGUGGGUCUUGUCAACUGCGCUCCAUACCUCUGCUGUGCCACAAUGUCUGUGUGGUGCACAGACUACCUUAACAACAAAUUUUCCAGACGUGGUGUGAUCUUCUUGUGCAGUAUUUGGGGUACUCUCUGUUGUAUCUGGUCUGCUCUGACCAACACGUGGUGGCAUCUGUUUAUUGCCAGAUUUUUCCUAGGCUUCGCUAUUGGUCCUAACUCGACCACUGUUCCCGUUUACUCCUCCGAGUGUGCUCCAGCCAAAAUCAGAGGCUCUCUGGUGAUGAACUGGCAAAUCUGGACUGCGUUUGGAAUCAUGCUGGGAGAUGUCUUUGGACUUGCCUUCUACAAGGUGCCAGAUCGCGGGAUCUCCGAAGGUCUUCAAUGGCGUCUGAUGCUGGGUUCUGCUUGUCUGCCUUCGAUCAUAAUUCUUGCGCAAAUUCCAUUCUGUCCCGAAUCUCCAAGAUGGCUCUUGGGUAAAGGAAGAGACCGUGACGCCUUCGAGUCGCUCGUCAAGAUGAGACACACUCCUCUGCAAGCGGCUAGAGACGCCUUCUACAGUCAUCUUUUGCUUCUUGAGGAAGGAGACAUGAAAGCAUCCUUCUUCACAAAAAUCAAGGAAAUGGUCACUGUCAGAAGAAACAGAAAUGGUGCUGUCGGUGCCUGGGUCUGUAUGUUCAUGCAACAGUUCUGCGGUAUCAAUGUUAUUGCAUACUAUUCGUCCACGAUCUUCCGUGACUCUGGAUUCUCUGUCAGAGACUCUCUUAUUGCUUCCUGGGGAUUUGGUAUGCUCAACUGGGUGUUUGCACUGCCAGCCUUCUUUUCCAUUGACAAGUUUGGCCGUAGAACACUGUUGCUGUUUGCUUUCCCUAUGAUGGCUGCCUUUUUGCUGCUCGCAGGAUUUGCGUUUUGGAUCCCCGAGGAACACAAACAAGCCAAAGUGGGUGUUAUUUCCCUGGGUAUCUAUUUGUUCACGAUUGUUUACUCCUCGUCGGAAGGUCCAGUUCCGUUCACGUAUUCUGCUGAAUGCGCUUCGCUGAGAGUCAGAGAUGUGACGAUGUCCUUCGCUACUGCCACCUGCUGGUUUUUCAACUUCAUUCUGUCUUUGACAUGGCCAUCGAUGCUGAAGGCAUUCAAGGCGCAGGGAGCUUUCGGUUGGUACGCCGGCUGGAACAUUGCUGGGUUCUUUAUGGUUUUGUGGCUGCUGCCAGAAACUAAGGGUCUCACGCUGGAAGAGUUGGAUGAGGUGUUUGACGUUCCAGCAGUUGAACAUGCAGCCUACCAAACCAGAAACCUCUUCAACGGGUUCCGCAAGAGAGUGCUGCGCCAAAGCGUGGAGCCUCUGCCACCUCUUUAUACAAAACGACGUAUGGCGGUGACCUCAGAUUGGGAGGCACGCAAGAACGAAGUCAAGCACAUCGAGUAAGAUAAUUAAGUAGUAACGUGAAUUGCGAAAUUAUCUGUCAUGUCCCGAAAAACUACCUGG
Messenger RNA from Ogataea polymorpha, 2511 nucleotides. RefSeq lists its product as uncharacterized. Gene Ontology annotation, molecular function: myo-inositol:proton symporter activity. The transcript has a single exon. Gene Ontology annotation, biological process: transmembrane transport. Bases 598 to 2451 code for a protein of 617 amino acids. The record is from RefSeq and is a predicted model, not a curated record. Lineage: Eukaryota; Fungi; Ascomycota; Pichiomycetes; Pichiales; Pichiaceae. Gene Ontology annotation, cellular component: membrane.